CUGGCCUGCACUGCUGGAGCAAUAACCAACUCUCUGUCGACGCGUUCUCAGAGCUGGACGUUGUAGCAGCGGCUGUGUCUCCGAGGAGCCUGCUCUCACUUCAUCGUAUAUACAUUUCGGUGCAUCUAUACACGCGCAGAUCGUUGUCUGGCCCCAAUCGAUUGCGCCAUGGAUGAUGACGUUUGGCCAGUUGUGAUGGAAGCUUUAUCCGCAAUCCAGGAUGUCCCGAACCUUAGUCACCAGUUUGGUGCCAAGAAACGAGUUGCACGAGGUGGCUACUCCGAAGUUUAUCGUGCAGAAUGGAUCCAGUCUGGCACCCGGGCUCCGGUCAAUGUCUGCUAUAAAGUUCUCAAACCACCCAUAAGUAACAUGCCAUCUGACGUAGAGGAGAUGAGAAAAACUAUGAAGCACUUAAGGAGAGAGAUGAAGGUAUGGAAGGACUUGGACCACGAAAAUAUCGUAAAAUUCAUCGGUUUUGCGAUUGAUGAUCGGAACGGAGGGCCAGAAGCAGCAUUAGUGUCCGAAUGGUGUUCAAAUGGGAAUCUUGAUCAAUAUCUGCGUUGUAAAGGAUCGUGCAAUCGGAUGGCUCUGGUUCUCGAUGUCGCCAGAGGUCUGACGUACCUCCAUGGCCGUGACUCUGUUGUCGUCCAUGGCGAUCUCAAGCCCCCCAACAUAUUAAUCAGUGACACUGGGCAUGCGAAGUUGUGUGAUUUCGGUCUGUCCUCGAUAGCGGAUGGCAUGACGACAGGGUUCACAUCGUCCGGGCCUGCAUUCACGUUGCGCUAUUGUGCCCCAGAAGCCGUGGUCACGGACAACCAUGUGAAGACGACGGCGGGUGAUGUUUACUCCUUUGCCUGUACUUGUGCCAUGGUGAGCCCUCAUAAUUCGUGAAUAUAACAUCCUUGCGCUCGACUGAAACUUAAGCAG
Messenger RNA from Cantharellus anzutake, 927 nucleotides. RefSeq names its product kinase-like domain-containing protein. Lineage: Eukaryota; Fungi; Basidiomycota; Agaricomycetes; Cantharellales; Hydnaceae. Gene Ontology annotation, biological process: protein phosphorylation. The record is from RefSeq and is a predicted model, not a curated record. Bases 169 to 891 code for a protein of 240 amino acids. The transcript has 5 exons. Gene Ontology annotation, molecular function: protein kinase activity; ATP binding.